CAAGGGAAGGGAAAGGAGAGCGAGAGCUGCCUCAAAUGCUUGAAAUAAUUCCGCUUCCGUUUGGAAAGGGGCAGCUUCAGUCUCCGCCGCCGCCGCCGCCGCCUGCCCUGACGCCUUCUCCUUCGGUGCGCCCCAGUCCUACCCGGCCCGGCCCUCCCGGAGCUCCGCUCUCUGUUCCCCGCCAUGGCAACCUCCCCUCAGAAGUCGCCCUCGGCCCCCAAAUCCCCCACCCCCAAGUCUCCCCCGUCCCGGAAGAAAGAUGACUCCUUCUUGGGAAAACUUGGAGGAACUCUGGCCCGAAGAAAGAAAGCCAAGGAGGUGUCUGACCUUCAGGAAGAAGGGAUGAAUGCCAUCAAUUUACCUCUCAGCCCAAUCCCCUUCGAGCUGGAUCCUGAGGACACCAUGCUAGAGGAGAAUGAAGUCCGGACAAUGGUGGAUCCAAAUUCACGGAACGACCCCAAACUACAGGAACUGAUGAAGGUAUUAAUUGAUUGGAUCAAUGAUGUUCUGGUUGGAGAAAGAAUCAUCGUGAAAGACUUGGCUGAAGAUAUGUAUGAUGGACAAGUCCUGCAGAAGCUUUUUGAGAAACUCGAGAGUGAGAAGUUGAAUGUUGCUGAGGUCACCCAGUCCGAGAUUGCUCAGAAGCAAAAGCUGCAGACUGUUUUGGAAAAGAUCAAUGAAACUCUUAAACUUCCCCCAAGGAGCAUCAAGUGGAAUGUGGACUCUGUCCAUGCCAAGAGCCUUGUGGCAAUCCUGCAUCUUUUGGUGGCUUUAUCCCAGUAUUUUCGAGCUCCAAUCCGACUUCCGGACCAUGUUUCUAUCCAAGUUGUGGUGGUUCAGAAACGGGAAGGAAUCCUCCAGUCUCGGCAAAUCCAAGAGGAAAUAACUGGUAACACCGAGGCUCUAUCGGGAAGGCAUGAACGUGAUGCCUUCGACACCUUGUUUGAUCAUGCUCCAGACAAGCUCAACGUGGUGAAAAAGACACUCAUCACCUUUGUGAACAAGCACCUGAAUAAGCUGAACCUGGAAGUCACAGAACUGGAAACCCAGUUUGCAGAUGGAGUAUACUUGGUGCUGCUCAUGGGCCUCUUAGAAGGCUACUUUGUGCCUCUACACAGUUUCUUCCUGACUCCAGAAAGCUUUGAGCAAAAGGUUCUUAACGUGUCAUUUUCCUUUGAGCUGAUGCAAGAUGGAGGGCUGGAAAAACCAAAGCCAAGACCAGAAGAUAUUGUCAAUUGUGAUUUGAAGUCUACCCUUCGAGUCCUCUACAAUUUGUUUACCAAAUACAGGAAUGUGGAAUGAAGAAAGAAUGAACCUGGAUCCCUGAGGGAUGGUGCCAAUGACUAGCUUGCCACUUCUCUUCACUAUUCACCCAGACCUGCCUCCCUAAGCUGAGGCAACUGGAUCGGCAGGCGGGUCUUCUAAUUGCAAUGAACUCUUUAUUCUCACCACACUGAAUGCUAGCUGGGAUAUCUUACUGUAACUCAGAAAAACUGUAAUUAAAAUUUUAAAGAAAAUGAUUAGGUACUUACUGGAGAUUUAACUCUGGAUUCCAAAAGGAAAUCUAGCUUUUAAAGUGCACCCCAACCUUUACGAUGUUAGAGAAAUGAACUGUGACUUUCAUCUCUUCCCUCUUCCUCCCCCCAUUUGGGGAUUGGGACCCUUUAAAGAAAAGAGGUCUUUAAAGACUAAAAAAAAUCUGGGAUGUGGUGGGUGGGAGCUCCUCCCUUUAGACAACAUUUAUUUGACAUUUAUUUGUUUUUAACCAAAAAAAAAGAGAGACAGACAGACAGACAGACAGACAGACAGACAGACAGACACAGUACUCUAGUGUAUGGAGGACUAGCCUUGGAGUCAGGGAGACCAAAAUUCAAGUCCUGCCUUGAUCACAUACUAGCUAAAUCUUCAAAGAUGGAUCAUGUAAUCUCUGAGUGCCCCCAGGCAACUCUCAAAGUCUCUGAGUUCCAUAUGAGUUGCCAAUUUGCAUCAGUGGAAGGAAUUUCCAUGCCAGGAAUCCCUUAUAUUGAAGAAAUCCCAGAUCUAGACCAAGAAAAACAAAAACUGACCCAAGCACACCUUGUAGAUUCCCUCCCCUUCUUCCUAAACCACCUCAGAAGGAUGGAGUAUCUGUAAGAUGGUGAGUAGAGGCAAAUUCCAUCAUAGGUGCAGGACACUUUGGGACUCGGCGGUCUACACUGAAAUAGGAGAGUUGAAAUUGAAGCCAAAUGAUACCAUAUAUGGUCAGAACCAUGCCUUAUAUGUUUUUUUAAUCUCAAAUACUUUUUACAACUAAAAUGACUCCAUUCCUAUGGGUUGGUAAUAAUGUGAGACUUGGGCUUAAAUGUAAUUUAGGGACAAAUCCUGGAGAGAAUCAAGGCCCCUACUUUGUCAUUUUUUUUCUUUAUUACCUGUAACAGAAAUCCCUUAUAUUUUCCUUCCAACCAAGUACCCAAUUCAUUAUAAUUGGUAAAGUAUAUCAGAGGCUAUGGAGUGGAGACCAUCUCAGCAGUUCCCAGAAAGUGGAACCCUUUAGGAGGGAUCCUUGAACUUUUUUUUAAAAACCCUAAUAUCUUUUACAUAUAUCCUUCUAUGUUAAUUUUAUUUGUUACAGGG
Molecule: messenger RNA, 2613 nt
Organism: Gracilinanus agilis (Agile Gracile Mouse Opossum)
Lineage: Eukaryota; Metazoa; Chordata; Mammalia; Didelphimorphia; Didelphidae
Gene: PARVA
Product: parvin alpha
Exons: 13
Coding region: 184-1302 (372 amino acids)
Biological process (GO): establishment or maintenance of cell polarity; actin cytoskeleton organization; cilium assembly
Cellular component (GO): actin cytoskeleton; cytoplasm; focal adhesion
Molecular function (GO): actin binding
Source: RefSeq, a predicted model, not a curated record